AUGACUGAUGAUGGUGUCGGUGAAUCCUGCGACGCGAACGACGAGGAUAUUACCAUGAGGCUACCGUCUAUUGUUGACUGUCGGUCUCCAUUCAUACGAAAACCAAGCGAAUGCUCUUGCCACGUGCCCAAUGAGGACGGCGGGUCAGAUAUCUUGUCGUGCACGCCUACCCAUGGGGAUCGCGCCAGCGGCCAGGAAACGGCUGCCUCUUCUUCAGCUAUCAACAGCCUCGCGUCGUUUCACGCGGAAGAAUGGCUCGGUAUCGGCAAAACACGGAGCAACGGGAUUCCGGUUCACGUUCGCCACGCCAGGGAUCAUGCGCGUACGAUCCCGCAGAGCCUGCGAUCCACAUUCAUUCCGAAAACAUCCCUCACCGUCGAUGCACUUCUUUGCUUUCAACCUCCGCUGCGGCCACCUACCACUUCCGCCUCGGUCGGGGUGCGUUUCAGCCAAGACUUACCCUCUGUCUUGGUCCAAGACAAUGACUUUAUGCUCGAUGAGGAGGCCCUACAGCAUAUCAUGAGUGCUGUCGAGCAGGUCAGCAGCCUACGCCAGAUCUUCAACGAUGCCUGGCUUACCCUCCUGGGCGAACUCGAGACGUCAGAGCGGAAACACAAGAAGUGGCUCCGAGCGUCUGCAUGGCUCAACCGUGUAGCCGACGGCAAUCGAAGCUGCGUGAUGCUCGCUGACUGGAAGAGCGCAGGGAGACAUGGACGAGUGUGGCUUGGGAUUCGACUGUCCCCGGCUUUAGUAGCCCCAGUGCUAUUGACCACCGAAGACCUGGCAUCCCUCCUUUCCGAUCAGUGGGUCAACGGUGACAUGGUUAAUGCUGGGCUGGAUUCUCAUCUCCCGACGACUCUCAGAGAACAGCCGUACUCGCGUCGUGCUCUGCCUAUUCAAGUUGAAGAACUCGUGUUCACCCUGUUCGUACACAACUCCCGCUGGACGGUUCUUGUCAUAUCACUCCCUACGUAUACCUAUACGUACUGCGACUCUAAGAAUGCUGCCGCCAAACCGCCGAACAAAACGAUCAAACUUCUUGAGUGGUGGCUGGGUCAUCUGUGCUCUGACCUUGUCGCAAAAUCACUCAUCGUGUCGCCUUCGCCCUCUUGCUUCUUCAUUAAGAACCAUGGACACAAUCGACAUCAGCCCAGCAUCGAAUGGAGUGGUAUCUUCGGCUUUCCGAAGCGCUGCAAAAUGCUAGCGAGAAAUGCUGCGACGGACACAGACGGUGACGUCUGUGACUCGGACCCUGCUAUCAUACCUUCAUCAGUCGACUCUACCACCUUCCCUUCCACGUCGUCUGGGACCCGACUCGGCAAGCGCAAACACGAGAAGACGUCAUCGACCUCUACACUAAAGCCUCCAUGUACACCCACUACUGCGACGAAGGCUAGGGCUUCUGCUGCACUCGCUCAAGCUGUCGCUGACUCGUCAGAGGGUGAUUAG
Fomitopsis serialis is the source of this 1449-nucleotide messenger RNA. RefSeq lists its product as uncharacterized. NCBI's taxonomy places the organism in Eukaryota, Fungi, Basidiomycota, Agaricomycetes, Polyporales, Fomitopsidaceae. The record is from RefSeq and is a predicted model, not a curated record. Bases 1 to 1449 code for a protein of 482 amino acids. The transcript is spliced from 6 exons.